GAUGUCUGAUGCUUCACAUCUUUCAAAAAUGUAAAUUGUAACGUCCCUGUCCACGUCUGUCGAAAAGAAAACGUGAAACUUGAAAACGCCGUCGGUAUUUGUUUACACUAUUCUCAUUUCUGAUUUCUCAAAAUAAAGAAUUUAGUGCGAGUUUGCGCCACUUCGCGGGUUCGCGCAGUGGUCAGUUGAUCUUGCUUAUGCCUUGCAGGUUAUAGGGUUUGCGUGCUUUUGUAAUUAAAAUCAUAGAAAACUGCUGUACUUAUAUCCCCAUCGAUCUCAGUUAAUUUUGAUAUUGGCUACAUUGUUCUAAAAUUGAUUGAUAAAAUACCACAAUAGGUAAUCAUUACUUUUUCGUGUCAUGUUAUACCAAUGGAGUGUUCACCAUACUAUAAAUAAAAAAGCUAAAAUUCAGGUAUCAUUUGUUUAAGUAACUUGUGCUAUAGUAUUUCUGAUGAAAAUGUCUUUGAUGGCAUCAUAUGAGACUCUGUUUCAAGCAACUGUACAAGGCCAAGCAGAUUUGGUUCAGAGUAUAUUGGAGGCUAAUAAAUAUUUAUUAAGAGAUGAAAAGUGGACAGAUUAUAACCUUCUGAUAUUGGCUCUACAGAGGGAUCAAAAAAGUGUUGCUACUGCUCUUUUACGGAUGGGCUGCAGAGUAAAUCAAAUACCAUAUGACAACCUUCAUCAUUCACCAUUGUAUUAUGCUGUAGCACUUAAUGAUAUCUUAUUUGUAAACAUAUUGUUGGAAAAAGGUGCUUUCAUCAAUACCAAGAAAAAUGGUGAAGAAACUGCGCUUGCUAUAGCCAUGAAACAUAAGCAAUAUGAAAUUGUUGACUUGAUCCUAUCGAAGUACCAUUUUAACAAUAUAGACCCCAGCAGUAGCAAUGAUAUCAAUCACUUCCUAAUAGCAUGUGAGAGAAACCAAGUUGAUAUUGUAAAGUCCUUUAUCAGUGGUGGUAUAUCUGUUAAUAGCUAUGCAACCAGUGUUCAAGCAAGGUGUCUUGGUUAUACACCAUUGCAUUAUGCUGUUAAGAAUUUGAACACAGUCCUAGUAGAUUUUCUUCUCAGUAAAGGAGCUGACUUUUUGGUGAAAGAUGGAAAUGGCUGGACUCCGCUUCAACUUGCUAGUCAAAUCAGAGAAAAUGUGCUCCAAACUAAGGUUCACAGUAUAGGUCCCAUAGAUUCAAUCAUAGAUAAGCUACUAUUUUGUCAAUGUGAAGCAAUUCGUUCAGUUCAAGAUGAAUCUAUUGCAUUAUCUCACUUUCAUAUUGCUUGUACAAGAGACAAUCCUCAUAUAGUGAAUACAUUUCUUCAGAAUGGAGUAGAAGUCAAUGGCUGCAUUCCGUUUAAUCAAUCUGGAUUAGGUGGUUUUACAGCUUUACAUUAUGCUGCACACAACAAUUGUUACCAAGUUACUGAGUUGCUUUUGAACAAUGGUGCUAAUGUAAAUGCAAUAACUAGAGAAAAUUGGACUCCACUGAUGUUUGCAGUUACUUUUGGGUUCAUUGAUACAGUUGAAUUGCUCUUAGCACGAGGUGCAGAUGUUUCUAUUAGGAGUUCUCAAGGUUUAACAGCUAUUCAUUAUGCAUUUAACUCAAAGAGAAGGAUUGAUGCUCUUAUAGAUUUGCUCUUAUCAUAUGCCCCGAAACUCAUUAAUCCCACUACUCCUUGGGGUCUUUCACAUUUUCAUAUUGCUUGUGCUAGAGGAAAUCUCAGUGUGAUUGAGGCUUUUAUAGAAAACAAAGUCGACAUUAAUGCUAAAGUAGAUUUUAAAUCAUCUAAGUAUCCCGGUUACAGUCCUCUGCACUUUGCUAUCGAAUUUACUCGAUUGCAUGUUGUUGACGUUCUUAUUAAAAAUCGCGCUAUUGUUAAUCAAAAAGAUAUGCGUGGUAUGACACCACUUCAUCUGGCAUGUUUGCAAAACUAUAGAACAUUGAUAGUAAUGUUGAAUGAACAAAUUAUGUGUAUCUCCGAAGAAGCUAUAAGAAUUUGGCGACACUCUUGUGACGAUGUGGUACGAAUCGUUGAAUUGCUGUUGUUUUACAACGCUGAUGUAAACAUAAAAGAUGAUGUUAAAGCAACACCGCUUUACUAUGCAUUUGGCACAGAAAAAUUGAAGGAUUCUAUCAUAAUGAUGACUGCAGGAGGUUACGCGGCGAUCGAAAAAUCGAUCAUGAUCCCACUUAACACUAGUCAAGAAAAAAUUGCAGAAAUGAUCAUAAAGGAAGGAGCUGACGUCAAUUCCUUGCAAAUGAAAGCCAGGACUCCUCUACAUAACGCUUGCAUAUUUACAAGUGCCUGCAAGUGUCUUUUAAAAGCUGACUGUCAAAUCAAUGCUCUAGACAGUGAUGGUAAUAGUCCAUUAUUCUUAGCUUGUCGAGCUCAAAAUUUAUUCGCGAUUCGCGAGUUAUUAAAAUUUGGUGCUGAUAUGAGCAUCGUUAAUUCUUCAAACCAAAGCAUAUUUUGCAUUUUACACAGAGAUGACAGAUACAAUCACCCUGUAUUUAGGGUAUUACGAAUUCAUUACAAAAAAAUGCUCGCACUCGGAGUUAAUUUCCAAACGUGUUUCGAAGAGUCGUACCUCAAUUGCUGUAAACGUUACGAUAGAAGAUGUCAGCAAGAUUUUCUAGACUCCGAUAGCGACAGUGAUUACGAAGACAGCGAAGAUUCUUUCUUUGAUAACGAAGCCGAAGCUAUUUUCAGAAAAUGCAAAUUUGAACUGCAAGUAAUGAAGACUGUAAGAAUAAGUAAUUUCUCCACGCUUUACGAUGUCAUGUACAAAAAUGCAGUUGACAUGGCCAAAAUUUCGAAAAACGAAGAUUUUAGAAAGUUUCUUCUAUCAAACGAAUUGGAUAUGAGAUUCCCGCAGUACCGCGACUUCCUGCUAUUGCAAUUCAGACGAGGGACAGUGAGAGAUAGUUUGAUGGCACCUGCAACCCAAUCGCUGACCUUUUUAUCUCGCGUAGCUUUUCCUGAAGCGUGCGUGGAUCAAAUUUUUAAAAAUCUAGACAACUAUUCUCUCAGAAACGUGAUAAAAUCUGUCCACACGGUUGAAGCGAAAAAAAGGAAGUCGCGAGUCCUCGUUGACGACUCUGAACCUACAUUUAAACACCUUCGGAUAAGGGAUCAAUGAUACACGGUUUAAUUUGUACACAGAAGUAGCUGUAACUUAAUUUUAACGUUUGUAUCGAGUAUGACGUUAGUAAGUUGAUAUAUAGAUGUAUAGGAAAUGUAUAAAACUGUAAAUAGAUUAUUCAGCAAGUACCGAACAUAUUCUAAACAAUGUUUUUUACCCAUUAAUCUUCCAUACAAUUUUAUUGCAAAAUUCUGCACUAAAAAAAAAUUGUUAUGUCAAAUGUUGACAAAAUGGUUCGUAAUAAUGCGUAUGUUUUGCCAGCAAAUAAAUGUGAAAAAGAAUGUCUAUGUGUAAAGUUUUUUUGAUAGAAUAUGUUCGGUCUCAUUCAGCGGCCAUUCGCACUUUCGACUAAGAAAGAUCUGUUUAAAAAUGCGUAAAUCGCGCUUUGCGUAAAAUUUUUGCCAAUCUUUAUUCGUAUGAAGUUAUUUAAUGAAGUUUGGUAUACGAAGCAAUAUGCUGAAAAGUUUAAACUCUAAGAUUACAAUCUAAGCUUUUGUCGUGUGAAAAACAUUUAAAGCAAAUUCACGAAGUUUAUGACGAAAAAUGAAUGUGCCAGUAUUAUGAUUUAUAUGAAUGUUCUAUAACAAGACUUAUUUUUCUCUGAUUUAUUAAUGAUUAUAUUUCGAAUGACGAGAAUCGUGCACUCAUAAAAAUUGUUAUUUUAUAACAAAUAAAUAUAUUUCGAAAUCUUGAACAACUUA
This is a messenger RNA of Nasonia vitripennis (jewel wasp), 3834 nucleotides long. Its product is annotated as putative ankyrin repeat protein RF_0381. The transcript has 3 exons. Bases 452 to 3130 code for a protein of 892 amino acids. The record is from RefSeq and is a predicted model, not a curated record. Gene Ontology annotation, cellular component: ciliary inversin compartment. NCBI's taxonomy places the organism in Eukaryota, Metazoa, Arthropoda, Insecta, Hymenoptera, Pteromalidae. Gene Ontology annotation, molecular function: protein binding. Gene Ontology annotation, biological process: protein localization to ciliary inversin compartment.